UUGUAUGCCUGUACUUAUAAUCAAAAACCUAUUUUCUUUCUCAGGAGUGUGGUGCUUUAGUGAGCUGUUUUUCAUAAAAGAGCCACAGGACAUAACUGUCACAAGGAAGGACCCAGUGGUUUUAGAUUGCCAUGCCCAUGGUGAAGUCCCCAUUACCAUUACAUGGCUGAAAAAUGGAGCAAAGGUUUCUGAAAAUGAAAGGAUCUACACUUUAUCCAAUGGCUCUUUAUACAUCAGUGAGGUGGAAGGAAAGAGAGGAGAACCAUCUGAUGAAGGAUUUUACCAGUGUUUAGCUGUGAACAAAUAUGGGGCCAUUCUCAGUCAAAAAGGUCAUCUCACAUUAGCAACUAUUACUGCAUUUGAAGUCCAACCGCUUUCAAUUGAAGUCCAAGAAGGAGGCGUUGCCCGAUUGUCCUGUAAAAUAACAGCAAACCCUCCUGCCAUCAUCACAUGGGAAGUAAAUCGAACAACUUUACCAUUAACCAUGGACAGAAUUACUGCUUUACCAACAGGAGUCCUUCAGAUCUAUGGUGUUGAACAGAGGGAUGCUGGAAACUAUCGAUGUGUUGCUACAACUAUAGCCAGUAGACGUAAAAGUGCUGAGGCAGUACUAACUGUUAUUCCAGCCUUGGACUUGAAGCUGUUCCACAAGCCAGCCAUUAUAGCUGGUCCCCAGAACAUUACAGCAUCUCUUCAUCAAACUGUCAUCUUGGAGUGUGUUGCCACAGGGAAUCCAAAGCCAAUCAUCUCUUGGAGCCGGUUAGACCAUAAGUCUAUUGAUGUCUUCAAUACCCGGGUCCUUGGAAAUGGGAACCUCAUGAUAUCUGAUGUGAAGGUGCAGCAUGCAGGAGUUUAUGUUUGUCGAGCCACUAUUCCAGGCACACGUAACUUCACGGUUGCAAUGGCAACUCUCACUGUGUUAGCGCCCCCUUCUUUUGUGGAAUGGCCUGAAAGUUUAACAAGGCCCAGAGCUGGGACAGCCCGUUUUGCCUGUCAGGCAGAAGGAAUUCCUGUACCCAAAAUAUCAUGGCUGAAAAAUGGGAGAAGGAUACACUCUAAUGGUAGAAUUAAAAUGUACAACAGUAAAUUGGUGAUCAAUCAGAUAAUUCCUGAAGAUGAUGCUAUUUAUCAGUGUAUGGCUGAAAAUAGCCAGGGCUGUAUCCUGUCCCGGGCCAGACUGACUGUAGUUAUGUCAGAAGACAGACCCAGUGCUCCCUAUAAUGUCCAUGCUGAAACUAUGUCCAGUUCAGCAAUCCUGCUUGCUUGGGAGCGACCCCUGUAUAAUUCAGAUAAAGUGAUUGCAUACUCUGUGCACUACAUGAAAGCAGAAGGUUUAAAUAAUGAAGAAUAUCAGGUGGUUAUUGGAAAUGACACAACUCAUUACAUUAUUGAUGACUUGGAACCAGCCAGCAACUACACCUUUUAUAUUGUGGCUUACAUGCCCAUGGGAGCUAGUCAGAUGUCAGAUCAUGUGACUCAACACACCCUUGAAGAUGUUCCUUUGAGAGCUCCUGAAAUUAGUUUGACAAGUCGAAGUCCUACAGAUAUUCUUAUUUCCUGGCUGCCAAUACCAUCCAAAUACAGACGAGGCCAAGUGGUCCUGUACCGUUUGUCUUACCGCCUCAGCACAGAGAGUGCUAUCCAAGUUGUAGAGCUUCCAGGGACUGCAAAUGAACAUCUUCUGGAAGGCCUGAAGCCUGAUAGUGUCUACUUGGUUCGUAUUACUGCAGCGACAAGGAUAGGCUGGGGAGAAGCAUCUCUGUGGACCUCCCACCGGACUCCAAAAGCCACAAGUGUGAAGGCACCAAAGUCUCCUGAGUUGCGUUUGGAACCACUAAAUUGUACAACCAUAACAGUAAGGUGGCAGCAAGACUCUGAGGAAACAGCAACUAUUCAAGGGUACAAAUUAUACUAUAAGGAAGAAGGCCAGCAGGAGAAUGGACCAAUUCUGUUGGAUGUCAAAGACCUUGAAUAUACCAUCAGUGGUUUGGAUCCUAGAAGAAAGUACCAUGUACGGCUGUUGGCUUAUAACAGCCUGGAAGAAGGUUACCAGGCAGACCAAACAGUCAGUACUCCAGGAUGUGUCUCUGUCCGUGAUCGUAUGGUACCACCACCACCACCACCCCACCACCUGUAUGCCAAAGCUAACACUUCAUCUUCUGUCUUCCUCCACUGGGGAAAACCUGCGUUCACAUCUGCACAAGUCGUUAAUUACACCAUCCGUUGUAACCCCGUGGGGCUGCAGAAUGCAUCUCUGGUCCUCUACCUUCAAACAUCAGAAACUCACAUGCUGGUCCAAGGUCUAGAGCCAAAAACAAUGUAUGAGUUCGCAGUUCGAUUGCAUGUGGAUCAGCUAUCUAGUCCCUGGAGUCCUGUAGUUUACCAUACCACACUUCCAGAAGCUCCAUCUGGCCCUCCAGUUGGAGUGAAGGUGACUUUGAUAGAAGAUGACACUGCUUUGGUUUCCUGGAAGCCCCCUGAUGGUCCUGAAACUGUUGUUACUCGCUAUACUAUCCUCUAUGCAUCCAGAAAGGCUUGGAUUGCUGGAGAAUGGCAAGUGCUACACAAAGAAGGAGCAAUAACUAUGGCUUUGCUGGAGAAUCUUGUGGCUGGUAAUGUCUACCUUGUUAAAAUAGCAGCAUCCAAUGAGGUGGGAGAAGGACCUUUUUCAAAUGCAGUGGAACUUGCUGUCCUGCCAAAGGAGACAUCAGAGUCCAAUCAGAGACCUAAACGUUUAGAUUCAGCAGAUGCCACAGCUUAUUCUGGCUAUUAUCACUUGGACCAGAAAUCAAUGACUGGUAUUGUUGUUGGAGUGUGUAUAGCCCUGACCUGUAUUCUUAUCUGCAUCCUGAUUUUGAUCUACCGCAGUAAAGCCAGGAAAACGUCUGCUCCUAAACCUGUGCAGCAAGGUACGGACCAGCUAUCACAUACCAGCAUCUCGUUAGCCAGUGCUAAUGAGGCAGGGAAGAGUAUUGAAGGAAUUGCAGAGAAUGAAGAAUCCUUACUGCCAAUGAUAGUGGGGAACAGCUUCCUUGAUGCUAAGGGGGGGACUGAUCUGAUUAUUAACAGUUAUGGCCCUGUCACAAAGACCAGCUACAAGAAAAGGUGGCUAUUCUUCCAAGAUUCAAAGAAGGUGAAGGCGGAGGAGCCUCAAAGAAGAUUUGUCCAAGCUGUGUGCUUAUAUCAGCCAGGCACUACUGUGCUGCUCAGUGAAGAUGACUCCCCCAAUUCCCCAGGCCAGCAAUCUAAUUUCCAGGUGCCAUUCAGUAUUGUAGCUGAUACAGAGCAUUCAGCAAACAGUGAAGGAAGCCAUGAAACAGGAGACUCUGGAAGAUUCUCACAUGAGUCCAACGACGAAAUACAUCUUUCUUCUGUUAUAAGUACCACCCCACGCACGUCUGGUUCUUUUGUAGGCAGUGACUCAGGUGUGAAUGUGAACCCUGUCUUAAGUAACUGCAGAGAGCCUCCUGUGCCAUUACCUACUGAUCAGAGUCCUACCUCAUCUCUUCAGAAACAGUCCAUGGCACAAAAUUGACAUACUCAUCCUGAUAGUCAUGCCAGACAUCCUUGCUGUGUAUGUCUGUUCGAAGGACAAUGAACAGGGAGCCAAAGUUUAUUGUGGGGAGCCUGACAACCCAUCAGGUGAUCCCAUAUUUCUGGUGAAUGUGUUUUGGUUUUGUUUGUAUUUUUUUAAACUCACUCAUUUUGAAUGUUCAAUGGGUAACAAUGUGAAAGGACAGUAAAGAUUUCUGACCAGAGUAAAAAAAUUAUCACUGGAGCAAAGGGAAGGCUGUUGGCCCCUUUGCUGACUAUCUACCUCAGUUUGCCAAGUGGUGAACUCUGAACAACUGCUUUACCUCAUUUUUGUUUAUAGUUGGUUUCAGCUACAUGACAGAUGAUACUUCCUAGUAGUUUUUUUUUUCUUUUUUGGCUGUGUGUGUGUGUGUAUUUGUAUGCGUGUGCAUGAGUGAUCAAAGGAGUUGUAUAGGUAGAUGAACGACUGUUUAGCUGAAGCUCUGACUUUAAAAAGAGGGAACCUGGGAGGAUAAAAUAUGAAUCACCACCAUGGACCUAAGAUUUAAAUGAGGAAAAUAAUGGGACUGUUAUGCAUCAGUAUGGGAUUAAUGGAGUAUAUUCUUUAAAAGAUACAGUAGAUGCCCAUAACAAGUUUUUAAAAAGUAACUGGACAUGCCUUUUGGGCCUUUUGAUUGUUAUAGCCACAAAAGCCCCAGUCUGCCUAGGACAGUGCCUUUUCCAUACAAUCUUAUUCCAGCCAUUGCUUUCAGGAUGUGUACUACAUUCAUAGGGCCCUAGGAUAUGCUGGGUUCCCUACAAAAUUAUAACAUUGCCCCUUUAUUGGAGAUUAAAUGCUAGAAAGCUUAGUGAAAUGAAUUAGAAUUCAGCUUUCCAGCCAGCUUGGAACAAAGUGAAAAAUGUCUAAAAGAAUACACACAAUAGACAGUAAUGCUAAAUAUUCCAGUACCCUAGUACUUCAUAGCAACGGUGCCUUUCAUUAUAUAUUAUAAAAUUACUGCUUUGCCUUAUGCCUUCUUAAUAUUCAUAAAGUUGCUUCGGAGUACAAAAAGUUGCCUUAAAUGCUGCUUAGAACUUAUGGAUAAAUUGUAUUGUCAGGUUAGCAUCCAUAGUUCAUUUUUACCUAGUGUUUGAGUGCCAAUAAGUGAUUGUAGCACUGCAUCACGUCUCAGAGCUGUUGUUAUAAUGCAGUCCUAUUUGUUGCCUCCUCUAGGAUGCUAUCAGUGAAAAAAAUUAGCUCAGGGAGUGACUUUACCCACAUGCCAAUCUAAAAUUCUUAAUUGGGUCUCAGUGGGUGCAACUACAUGUUCAUUAAUGCACAGUAGUUACUGCGCAUUUAGUUUAGUAUUUGCUUAAUGAUGUACCAACUAAAUAAGCAGUAGCUACAGUUACUGUGCAGUAGCACCAGUGUGCACAGGUUUUUUGUGACACUUACUGCACAGUAGCAUAUUAGCACGGUUUUUGACCGGCACACUACCGCGCAGUGGUAUAAGGCUACCGUGCAGUAAACAUCUCAUGUAGAUGCGCCCAGUGACAGUGAAAUAGCCAGAGCUUUAGUUGAAGAGUCUGUGAAAGGGUGAAUGUUGCUACUGCCUUGUACCCAUACAAUUCCUGUUUUAUACUACCUCCUUUUAAAGUUAUUCUAGUGUUAUUUUUUUCCUGUACUCAGGGAACAGUUUGUUACUUUUGAGCUGCCUCUCAGAAGUGUGGGGCAAACUGACAGGGUAUCAUAUUUUUUUUUUUAAUAGGAGAGAGAGAGAGGCCGAUUUCAUCUGGUGUUAUAAAGUAGUUCAUGUAUAGGUUUCUCUCCCUGCCCCCAUUCAUUUAAAUGGAAAAGAGAAAGGAAAAGAAAAGAAAAUUUGGCAUUUGUUUUCAGUUUUCAAAAUUUGAAAAAUGUAAAGUUGUGAAAUACAUCUCGAGUGAAAACCUGGCUCCAUUUAAGUUCAUAUCAAAGUCCCAUCCACUUCAGUGGGGCAAAGAUUUCAACUUAGAUGUGGUCUGAAUGACUUUUGGGUGGUUACUUUGCAUCAAAAGUUAUCUAUAAGCCCUUGUCACCUGCUUUUAUUUUCAUGAAUCGGCCUGUAGUUACUGUAGAUCUUUAGCUUAUAACUGUUUGCUAGUUCUGUACCAGACAGUGUGUGUUCACCUUUUCAUAAUAUUGUUGAUUUAAAGGCUUUAAAAUAAUAAUCUUGUACCAAAGAAUUUUCUGUAGGAAAAAGAAAGCUGCAUAUUUUCCAAAAAAAAAUAAUAAUAAUUGAACUAGUUGAAAACUAUAGGUUUGAAGAGCUGAAUACAUUUUAUUGUAUAAGUAGUUACUAAUCAAAAACAAUAGGGCUUCUAUUGAUUGUAGUAGUUGAUUACCUAGAUUAGCUGUAUGCUUCUACAAUUGUUAACUACCUUAUUGUUACAAAAGCCUUUAAAGAAAAUUGUAAUAACGUCUUACCAGCAGAUAUCUCCAAAGAUUUUCACGUGUAAAUUUUUUCUUUUCUUCAGCAUGUAGUUUUUCAACAUUACAGUAUUAGAUAAAAUAUUUUUGAACAGU
Molecule: messenger RNA, 6076 nt
Organism: Gavialis gangeticus (Gharial)
Lineage: Eukaryota; Metazoa; Chordata; Crocodylia; Gavialidae
Gene: PRTG
Product: protogenin
Exons: 19
Coding region: 5-3535 (1176 amino acids)
Biological process (GO): axon guidance; cell-cell adhesion
Cellular component (GO): plasma membrane; axon
Molecular function (GO): protein binding
Source: RefSeq, a predicted model, not a curated record